GUAAUUUGGACUUCCUCUGCCUUCUCUCCUCUUGUUCUUCCUGGUUGGCUGUAAAGCCUAUUGUUAAUCUUCCAUUCUCAAUUUUUUUCAUAAUCUUGACUUCUCUGUUCUAACUUCUCUUUUGUGACUUCCUGAUGCUUACCAUAUUGGGAGUAAUGAAUCAGCUGUUCAGUUAACAAACAUAGAUUGCCAACUUUUAGUAUCUGUUUGCAGUGACUUAUAAAUUGGAAAUCCUAUGGUAAAUACUAAUCUUAAUUUAGCAGAUAAAGCUUACAACUUAGGUGUAAGUGGCUUCCUUGUGUGUAUCUUUCUGUUGAUGGACUGCCUUUAUUUGUCUGUCUGUAAGAGAAAAGAGUCAGGUUGUGGUGUAGAACAUUUUGAGGCAAAGUUGGGCAUUUUGCUCGUGAGUGAGAAGACAGUAGGUAGAAUAGAAUUUACAGUGAUUAAAGAGUUUGUUGCCUUACCUUGUGAUUAUUGGAUAUCAGAACACAAUGUACACGACAGUGGCAACAUUACGUUAAACAUCAUUAGUAACCACAUAAAUUUCAUGCUGAUAACCCACAACUAAUGUGAAUGAAUGAUUUUCUUCUCCUUAUGGCUGAGGUUUCUAGCAAAAUGGUGCAUUCUGGCAGCUUCUGCUUUUUAUGUUGUGCUUUAUGGUUUGUUUUUUGAAAGACAGUUUUAAGGUGUUUUAAGCUUUGUCAAGGACAAAGCUGUUUCUGGAUUGUUGGUGGAUUUCAUAGGUGCUUUGAAACCAGCAUUGCUGUUAAAACAUUGGUGUAUGUGAGAACUUUGGGAAAAUUGUAUGACCAAUGAAAUGAAUGGCGCAAAGCAGUAGGGACAAGUAGGGACAUAAUCUUAGAAGAAAAAGUAUUAGCUUGGAAGGAGGUCAUACUUCUAGUGAAUUUUUUUCAAGGGCUAGUUUAAAAUGGCACAAGAAGUAAGCACAUGGUAGUUAAUUCUCAGAUGAUAUGGAGUUGAAGGCGGUUGAAAUGUAUGACCUUGAGGACUGAAGAAAAAGAAAUGAGAUGAAUUGGUUCAAAAUAUGGAGUUAUAGAGAGACGCAGUAACAAAAACUGAAGCUUAUUGCUUGAAAUAAUGACAGAAGAGAAAGACUUUGCUGUCGUAGGCAAUAAUGACAAGUUGUGUGGAAGUAUUAGUGUUGUGGCACCUGUUAGGAAAGGUAUUCCCUGUAACGCAUAACAGAAACAUUACUGACAUUGUAUGAAGGCUGUGUGAGAACUUUUUCUGAUUUCCAAUUCUGACUGCCUUUUCUUGACAGAAAAAAAGUUAAACUAGCACAGGUGGAAAGACAGGGAUGGUCAGAAAGGGCAGUUAAGUUAAUUGCAGUAACUUUCUUUUUUUGCGAGCAGUCUGGGAAAUUCUCUCAACUUAAUGCCUUAUUUAGCUGAAAUCUGAAGGGAGGAAUGAUUGCUCUGCAUUACUGUGUAAGUGAGAAUAAGUGCCAAGCUAGGGAGGGGUACUUGGUUCAUCUCUCUUAUAUUGCAUGUUGGCAGAGGGACAAAAGGUUAGGAACUGAUCAGGGUACACUUAGACUAGGAACUAGAGGAAGUAUCUUGCCUAUGAGAAGAGCAAAGUUUUCAAGCAAGUUCGUGCUGGAGUGCCUGAUUGAGGAGGAAUGAUAGAUCUAAUGCAUUUCAAGCUUGAUAAAACCAGGUUCAAAGCCACCUACAACUCCAGUGAAACUAAAGAAAGUCAGCACCUUCCAAGAAUUUGAAAGUAACACAAGUGAUGCUUGGGAUCUUGGGGAUGAUGAUGAUGAACUCUUAGCAAUAGCUGCUGAAAACUUAAAUACAGAAGUGGUCAUGGAAACAGCUCACAAAGUAAUUCAGAAUCACAGCAAGCUACAAGAACAGCAUAAAUUUCAGGAAGAACAUCUACAGGAAGAAAAACAAGUAGAAUCUCCAGAGCUGAGUUCAGUUCCAUGUGGUGAUAAUAGGCUUGUUAAAUCAGUCAGUGAAGGUCAUACAUCGAGUUCAUCAGAUAAUGCUAGUGAAAAUUCUUCCAUGCAGAGAUCACAGUCCCUUCCACAAACUUCCACACCUCCCUUGGUGAGUGGAAUGGCAGACUAUAAUACCUCAAUUACUCCUGCAUUGACUGAAAGAGAAGCAUCCCGAUUGGACAAAUUUAAGCAGCUACUUGCUGGCCCCAAUACAGAUCUUGAAGAAUUACGGAAAUUGAGCUGGUCUGGCAUUCCCAAACAGGUUCGUCCAGUUGCAUGGAAGCUUCUUUCAGGCUAUCUUCCUGCAAAUGUGGACCGAAGAGAAAGCACUUUAAAAAGAAAACGCAAAGAGUAUUUCGCAUUUGUUGAACAAUACUAUGAUUCCAGAAAUGAUGAAAACCACCAAGAUACCUACAGACAGAUCCAUAUUGAUAUUCCACGCAUGAGUCCUGAAGUUUUAAGACUUCAGCCCAAAGUAACAGAGAUCUUUGAAAGAAUUUUGUUUAUCUGGGCAAUACGUCAUCCAGCCAGUGGAUACGUUCAGGGCAUAAACGAUCUUGUUACUCCUUUUUUUGUAGUCUUCGUUUGUGAAUAUAUAGAAGAAGAAGAAGUGGAAAAUUUUGAUGUUUCCAGUUUGCCUGAAGAAGUGCUGCAGAACAUAGAAGCUGACAGUUACUGGUGCAUGAGCAAGUUGCUUGAUGGCAUUCAGGACAACUACACGUUUGCCCAGCCAGGAAUUCAGAAGAAAGUGAAAAUGUUAGAAGAACUUGUUAGUCGGAUUGAUGAGCAAGUUCAUAGGCACUUGGAUCAGCAUGAGGUGAAAUACUUGCAAUUUGCUUUCCGUUGGAUGAAUAACCUGCUGAUGAGAGAAGUCCCUUUACACUGUACCAUCAGGUUGUGGGACACAUACCAAUCUGAACCAGAGGGUUUUUCUCACUUCCACUUGUACGUCUGUGCUGCCUUCCUUGUCAGGUGGAGGAAAGAGAUCCUGGAAGAGAAAGAUUUUCAAGAAUUGCUGAUAUUUUUACAAAAUUUGCCCACAGUACACUGGGGAAAUGAAGAAAUUAGUGUUCUCCUAGCAGAGGCCUACAGACUGAAGUUUGCAUUCGCGGAUGCCCCCAAUCAUUACAAGAAAUGAAUAUAAAGAGCCAGAAAUCAUUACGACCAACGUGUUCUGCAGUAUUAUGGCAUCUGUUGUUCUGGUCGUGCUUUCAGCUCACUGCUCUUUCAUUUGAAUUAAGAUGACCAUUAAAAUUCUGUUAGAAUUUGAAGGAUGAGAACAGAAUACCAAAGAAAUGAACAAAGCGGGAUAUCAAGUGUUGAAUGAACUUAAAAGUGAACUUUUUUGCUCAGCAUGAAAAGUGGGUUCAGAAGUCUAUCGCAUAAUUCUCUUCUUCUUUCUGCUUCUCUAAUUAAGAGCAUUGCACUCUGUCUGAUUUAUGUCAAGCAAUUUUUUGUAUGUACCUAAGACUUAAAACUACUUAUGGAACGAUUUUGUCAUUACUUCAGUUGUCACCUGCCGUGACUUUAUCAGCCAGUUUUGGUUAGUAAAAGUUAUUUACUUUGAGUAGGAAAAAAGACUCUUCAUAGUCGUAAAGACCAUAUGAGACAGCAAGGCCUGUGUUUUGAGGUCCGGUUAUAACUCAGAAGACACAGAUAUUCGCACACCAUCUGUUGUUUUUCCAUGGAAUUAGGUUAGAAUACUUCCAUAAUUUAAGAAUAUAGAAGGUUGCAAUGGAAAUUGCUGGCGUUUUCUAAACAUUACUCAGUCUUGCAGGGAGCUGUAGAAGCUUUUAGCCAUACAAAUGAGUUACUUAAAGACGAAGACUCAUUUAUAGCACUAAAAUAAAUCCCUCUCUAUACAUUUUGGAGUGUCUUUAAAAUAUUGAAUGAAAUAGAAGACGUGGUCUUGUCAAAGUAAUUAAAGCUUUUCUUUCAAGACAUUUCAAUUUUUCAGCAUGAAAGUUCACUUUUAAGAAACAUAUUAUGAAGCUUGGUUUACAAAGCAAGAUAUAUUUUUAUCUCAGUUGUUGCCUUAUUCUCCAUUUCUAGCAUGUUAGAAAAGGAAAAUUAAUACAUCUUUCCAAAGCUUUUUCGUUAAAAAAAUUAAUACCUUUUUCCUGAUUAUUCAGAGGAAGCGAGAAGAUAAUUCCCAAUAACAAUAACUAUAUACUCAGAUCACUCUUGCGUCAUUAGCAGAAUAAAAAUCCUCUAUGACUUUAUAGAAUUAAAUUAAUGUUUCGCCAUCUAAUCAUGGGUUACCGAAUAAUUUCUUAAAACUUACAUCAUUUAAGUGCCCUAUUUAUUUUCAAGAAAUCUUUUCAGCUAAGAAUUCUGCUGUUGCUUUAUUGGAUGUAAAUAACGCAUAUUAAUUUGUGCCUACCCUACGCGUACAGGUUAUUAAGGGUGAGAGUUGCAAUAAGCAAUAUACCGGAAGCUCAGAAUUGCUAUUCCUCAGUUCAGUUCUUGAGUUGCACAAAAAGUGCAGUGCACUUCUAAGUUUGGGAAGUAAAAGAUCCUCGAGAGGUUUUCUCUUAUGACUUGUUAUUGGAAGAUUAUUUUCAAGUUCUUAAAAAUACGUAGAUACAUAUUUUAAAGAAAGCUUUCUAGAUGUGUCAGUUACAUUACUUGUUUUAGGGGCCUUCGUUCUUGACACGGACUUUAUAAUAAUUAGGUGUUUCAGGGUAAAUAGAAUAAAAUACGUUUUUACCAACGUGUGAUUAUGAGAUCCGUACUUUAAAUUUAUAUGAAACCUUUGUUAGAAGAGACAAAACUGAAUUAAUUGAGAAGCGGGAGUGUCUGGUGACUAGGAUGCAUUUCUGUUCCACUGGUGUCAGCUGCGGUUUUCAGUUGCGUUGGAUACAAGUUCAGGCCUCUGAGUUUGCUGCGUUUGUGCCUAGAGUGUGUAGUGGAUGGUGUUUCUUAAAUGCCCACAUACUGUUUUCUGUAGCUUCAGUUCGUCGUCUAAUGUAUCAAAACUUAUCUUUAUGUUUACAAAGAAUGUCAUAUUGUGCCUAACAGAAUAUCUACCAAUAACAGAAUAAAAGAAACCUGAAAUUUAUGACCAUUUGCUUUAACUUUAGUAUCUACAAUCAUUUGUUAAUAGAGAUGCAUAUUAUUGUAACGAGAGAAGACACACAGCAUUAAAUGUGCAAUGUUGUAAGGGUUUUCUAUAAUUAACUUUUUUCUAUUACGAUGUUAUUUAGGUAGUUACAUGUAACACGGAGAGUUGACCCAAAGUUGUCUGCUGUGUCAGAUGCUCCUGCAUAACAUUUAUGGGACUGGAUAUAUAAAAUGUACUUCAUCGGGUCCACAUAAGUUGUCUGCCAUGUCUUCCAAAUUCAACAGGUACCUCUUGCUUCCCUUGGAAGAAAAUAUUACCAUUAGAGGUCACAUUUACUAUUGUGUCUGUGUCAGAAGUUGAAUAUUGUACUUGAGCACAUUGCUUUUUAAGGAUAGUGGGAAGUUUCCUAAUAUAAUAACAAUGCUUAUUUAUGUAGGUGUAGACUUUUCUGGAAAAUAUGAUCUAGAUAUAUAAAUUGAAGUUAUAUAUCUAUACAGAUAGGAAUAGUAAUUCCUAUCUGUAUAUCUUCAGUAAAUAGAAGGCCAACAUUUAUGUAAAAUUUCAAAUUUUCAAUACUUCAAGAUUUACAUAAAAUAUUUCAUUUAAAAAAAAAAACCAAAACCACCAUACAUUUAACAAUUCUACAUCUCAGGUAAAAUGUCAUUCCAAACAAAAUAUUACAUAGAGAAGGAAAUAACGUUAUCAUUAUUAUAUCCCAUGUACUUAUUUUUUUCAAAAUUCAAGAUUCUGAAUAUUAUAAAAUUCCUUUGUAAUAUGUAUUUUCUUAUGAAGGAGACAUCUUGACACAUCACUAGUGAAACCAGGCAGUAAUUUCCUAGAACUCAUGUGAAAUAUUGAAAUUGUAGUGUCUAAAACGUGUGUUAAAGAAUUUCUGUAAUAAAAAUUUAAACAAGAAUGUACAAUAUAAAAAGAUUUAUGACAACAGUAUUUGAAAAAUGUAAAUAAUAAACAAAUUAGUUAACUGUAAAUACAGUACAUGGAGUAGGAUAGAAAAGUAAGUUGAAAUCUUAUGUAACUCUGUAAUAUGUUUUAAGGAAUUAGUUUCAUUUUUUUUGGCUCAAUUCCUUAUGGAAAAGCCCAUUAAUUUGUUUUUAACUUCAGAACUACAAAAUAGAAGUAUCUGAAGUUCCAUUGUAUGCUUCUGACAAAUAUUAACACUGAGGCACUGGUUAAAACUGUAAAACUGAUGAAAGAUGAGGAAAUAAAUGCAUAUUUAUGAAGUGC
This is a messenger RNA of Chroicocephalus ridibundus (black-headed gull), 6272 nucleotides long. It is a transcript of the gene TBC1D22A, whose product is annotated as TBC1 domain family member 22A. Gene Ontology annotation, molecular function: GTPase activator activity. The coding region runs from base 1827 to 3101 and encodes 424 amino acids. The record is from RefSeq and is a predicted model, not a curated record. Gene Ontology annotation, biological process: activation of GTPase activity. The transcript is spliced from 12 exons. Lineage: Eukaryota; Metazoa; Chordata; Aves; Charadriiformes; Laridae.